UAACAAAAUCAAGCUUUACAAGUGACUGCUUCCUUUAAGUGUGUCACCUUCCUGAAGAGCUGGAAGUUCAUCACUAAAGCUUUGAUUUUGACAAAACUUGAGUAUCUCAAUUUCUGCUGGAACAACAUCUUCACCGAGAGCUUGAAACUGACUCUUCAAAACUAACAUGGGGCAACUUUGUGGUGUAGAAAAGUCACUAGAGGAAAACACCACCAGCUGCACAACCGACAGAAAGAAGGGUGAGGAAAAUACUCCAGGAAGCAGCACUGAUGAGGCUCAGGACAGUCCUGCUGUCUGCAGUGAUGUUGCAGAAAACCCAUCAGAAGAAGAAGAAAACAGCAAACUGUCGCUGAUCUCCUGGAACGUGGAUGGGCUUGACGGAGAGGAACAGCCUGAGAGAAUGAGAAGCCUCUGCUCUUACUUGAUCUCACACUCCCCUGACGUGGUGUUUCUUCAGGAGCUCAUCCCUUCUUACAGCCGCUUCAUGAAGAAACAACUGGCGGCCAAAUACAACUUCAUUGAAGGUGGAACUAUAAAUUACUUCACUGGGAUAUUGUUGAAGAAGUCUCGAAUCACACUCCUGGACAGUGAGAUAGUCGCCUAUCCAACCACUCAGAUGCAGAGGAACUUGCUUGUCGCUCAGGUGCUGUUCAAAGGCCAGAAGCUUUGUCUGAUGACGUCCCACUUAGAGAGCUGUGAGCCCAGUGCGGCAGAGCGGAUGAGACAGCUGCGACUGGUGAUGAAGAGGAUGACAGAGGCGCCUGCUGAUGUCACUGUUCUGUUCGGAGGAGACACCAACCUGACGGAUGAUGAGGUGACUGAAGUUGGCCUUCCUGGUUGCGUCUGUGAUGUGUGGGAGCAGCUGGGAGAGCCGGAGAAUUGCCGCUACACAUGGGACCCUCAGGUCAACACCAACAAAAAUAUUCAGUUUAAGCGUCAGUUCCGCUUUGACCGACUUUACCUGCGCCCGGCUGCCCAGGAUGGGGUCCCGCAGCUGGAACCCGACAGCAUGGCCUUGAUAGGGCUGGAGAAGCUGGAGUGUGGGCGCUUCACCAGCGAUCACUGGGGGAUCCUCUGUACAUUCUCUGCUGAGUAGAAAUACACAAAACAAGUUAAAAGCCUUUCAGGUGUCUUGCCGUGUACGUUAUAAUUCUCAAAAUGUACAAUCUCUGUCUGUACACUGAUGUUUUUGAGUGCAAGCUGUGACAAGCCUGGGUUCAGACUACAGUGAUGGUUCCUCUGUGAAAGUUGCUCUUUGGCUUCAUCUCAGAUUGGUUUGUAAUUUUUGCGUCAUGAUCUGAUGCCUGGAUGUAACAGCUCACGCUGUUUGUCCAGGCAUUUUACUGCUUCAACAACCCCAAACUAAAUAAUAUUAAAAGCAUGAAAAAGUA
Molecule: messenger RNA, 1391 nt
Organism: Micropterus salmoides (largemouth bass)
Lineage: Eukaryota; Metazoa; Chordata; Actinopteri; Centrarchiformes; Centrarchidae
Product: tyrosyl-DNA phosphodiesterase 2-like
Exons: 7
Coding region: 167-1096 (309 amino acids)
Biological process (GO): double-strand break repair
Cellular component (GO): PML body; cytoplasm
Molecular function (GO): single-stranded DNA binding; 5'-tyrosyl-DNA phosphodiesterase activity
Source: RefSeq, a predicted model, not a curated record